AAUAUUUUCAGUUCCCUAAUUACGCUUCAGAAGAGCGACCCUUCGCCUUUUGCAGCUCGCGGUUUCGAUCUGCUGAUCGAUCUUGGAACCUGUGAAAUCUGCUUGUUUUUUCCGCUUUAAUUUUAAAUUUUAAAUUCGGGUAAAAUGUUUCAAUUAUUUUUGUUUUAUUUUUUAAAAAAUUCAAUUUUUGUGGUGUUGGGUUUAAGGUUUGCGUUUUUCGUUGUUUGGGGAUGCGAAUUGGGACUUUAUCGUAUUUCGGUUACGCCGCAGCAUUUGGGGGUUCUGAAUUUCUGUGUAUGCCUGGAGUGUAAUUGAGGUUUCGGUUUUGUUCUUUUGUGUUUGAGUGGGUGAAUUGAGAGCUCCGGAUUUUGGGGGGUUUUCCCCCUAUGCUAUUGAUUUUUUCCUGGAGACCGCUGUCCUAAGAUUCAUAUCAAGUGUCUAGGGGUGAGAAGAAAAUAACAAUUCUGCGUGCUUUCAGCUGGACAGGAGUUGGUAGAUUUUUAAAAUUGUGAUCAAGGAAGUCUGGAAAUUAAGAGAAAGUAGAAAUACUGUCAGGGUUUACUACUCAAUCUGUCUGUUACAGAGUUUGUAAAGUAUUUGAGAAUAUUUAAAAUAUUAGUUAGGCUUGGCUCUGGAGAGCUACUUAGACUCCAAUCACCAAGGAGGGAUGACCCCCAUGACACCUCGGGUGGCAGGAGGGUUAACCCAAUCUUCAUCAAGUUCUGGAAUUUUCUUUCAAGGAGAUGGGCAGUCGCAGAAUUUAGUUAACUCUCAUUUAAGCUCGUCUUUGGUUAACUCAUCUAGCACAGUUCCUGGAGCUGGUCGUUCAAACCUGGGGCCGGUUUCUGGGGAUAUGAAUAAUGCAGUUUUGAACAGUGUGGCAAACUCAGCACCAAGUGUUGGAGCCAGUUCUUUAGUCACAGAUGCAAAUUCUGCACUUUCUGGUGGCCCCCAUUUGCAGAGAAGUGCCAGUGUUAAUGCAGACUCAUACCUACGAUUACCUGCCUCACCCAUGUCAUUUACCUCUAAUAAUAUUAGUAUUUCUGGAUCAUCAGUGAUGGAUGGCUCCACUGUAGUACAGCAGAGCUCUCAUCAUGAUCAGAAUGUUCAGCAAUUGCAGCAGAAUCAGCAGCAGCCACAGGGCACUUCAAGUGUUACGUCUUUGCCUGCAUCUCAAACUGGCCCAUCUCCGCUCCAAAUGGGUGCCCAAGUCCCUGGAUCUUUCAUUCAAGAUCCAAAUAAUAUAUCUCAUCUGCCAAAGAAACCUAGAUUGGAUAUUAAGCAGGAUGAUAUAAUGCAACAUCAGGUAGUGCAACAGCUUCUUCAAAGACAAGAUUCCAUGCAAUUCCAAGGUCGCAAUCCCCAGUUACAGGCUUUGUUUCAGCAGCAGCAGCAGCAGCAGAGAAUGAGACAGCAACAGAUCUUUCAGUCAAUGCCACAAUUACAGCGAGCACACUUGCAACAGCAACAGCAGCAGCAGCAGCAGCAACAACAACAACAAAUGCAACUGAGGCAGCAUUUACAGCAACAAGUGAUGCAGCCAUCUUCUGUAAAGCGUGCAUAUGACAGUGGUGUUAGUGGGGUAUGUGCUCGUCGAUUGAUGCAGUAUCUCUAUCAUCAAAGGCAACGACCAAAUGAUAAUUGUAUUGCCUAUUGGAGAAAAUUUGUGGCUGAAUAUUACUCUCCUCGUGCAAAAAAAAGGUGGUGCUUGUCUUUAUAUAAUAACGUUGGGCAUCAUGCACUUGGUGUUUUCCCUCAAGCAGCAAUGGAUGCAUGGCAGUGUGACAUAUGUGGUUCUAAAUCUGGACGGGGAUUUGAGGCUACUUAUGAAGUACUACCUAGACUUAAUGAAAUCAAAUUUGGCAGUGGAGUGAUUGAUGAACUUUUAUUUCUGGACAUGCCACGUGAAAUAAGAUCUCCUUCUGGUGCAAUGAUGUUAGAAUACGCAAAAGCAGUUCAAGAGAGUGUAUAUGAACAGCUUCGUGUUGUUCGCGAAGGUCAACUUCGGAUCAUAUUCACUCAGGACUUAAAGAUAUUAACUUGGGAGUUCUGUGCAAGGCGCCAUGAAGAACUUCUUCCUCGAAGGUUGGUUGCACCACAGGUCAAUCAAUUAGUUCAAGUAGCUCAAAAAUGUCAGAGUACAAUUGCUGAAAGUGGAUCAGAUGGGGUUUCUCAGCAAGACUUACAAACAAACAGCAACAUGGUAUUGACAGCAGGGCGUCAGCUUGCAAAGACAUUGGAGUUGCAAUCCUUAAAUGACUUGGGCUUUUCUAAAAGAUAUGUGAGAUGUCUGCAGAUUUCAGAGGUUGUCAACAGCAUGAAAGACUUGAUCGAUAUCUGUGCAGAGCACAAAAUUGGAGCAAUUGAGAGCUUGAAAAAUUAUCCUCGACUUGCAACAGCGUCGAAGUUCCAGAUGCAGAAGAUGCAGGAAAUGGAACAGCUGGCAAAUGUUCAAGGGCUGCCCACUGAUCGAAACACACUUAACAAGCUAAUGACACUGAAUCCUGGAUUGAACAACCAUAUAAACAACAAUCAUAAUAUGGUCAAUCGUGGUGCUUUGAGUGGGUCAGCUCAAGCUGCUUUGGCACUGACCAACUACCAGAAUCUUCUCAUGAGGCAAAACUCAAUGAAUUCAAGCCCUGGCUCACUUCAGCGAGAAGGUUCCUCUUUCAAUAAUUCGAACCAGAGUCCCUCUUCAGCUUUGCAAGGUGCUGGUCCUGCUUUAAUUCCCGGCUCAAUGCAGAAUUCACCAGUUAGUGGUUUCCAAAGUCCCCAUCUACCACCACAGCAACAGCAUCAGCAGCAGCAGCAGCACCUUCAACAGCGGUCAUUAAGUGCAAAUAGCGUAAUGCAACAAAAUCAUUCACAGGGGUCCCAAGGAAAUCAAGCACUACAUCAGCAGAUGAUCCAGCAACUGCUGCAUGAUAUGUCAAAUAACAAUGGGGGAAUGCAACCACAGUCUCUUGGUGGACCCAAUGUCAACGGAAAUAUAGCAAAGAAUGGGAUGAGUUUUGGGGGCCACACUCCACCCAUGACUGGAGGUUCUGCCAAUGUUCCAGUAAAUAAUGGCCCUGUUUCAAGGAAUAAUAGCUUCAAAACGGCUUCAAACAGUGAUUCUUCUGCAGCUGGUGGCAACAAUGGAUUCAACCAGAGAACAUCUGAUUUGCCUCAAAAUCUACAUUUGCAAGAUUUGGUUCAGGACAUUGCCCAUGAAUUCACGGAUAACCCCAUCUUUAACAGCGAUCUAGAUGAUAACAUGGGCUUUGGCUGGAAGGCAUGACUAACACAACUUGGCCAUGUAAUUGGCAUAUCUUGUUCAAGUGUUUAUCAUAUUAUUAUCUUUGUACAGAAUACUUUAAAUAGGUGCUGCCUAUUUUUUUCUUGGUUUUCCGUCAUUUUCUUAAUGGAAUUUAUUGUGACUCGUAAAGUAGGUGUUUAGAGAUUUUAUUUGAGGGUUUUUGUCCUGCAAGUGUAAUCUAUUGGACAAUUUAAAGAACAGUUAGUUUCUUAUACUACACUAAAAUGCCCCCAUUCCUUUGUUUUUGUGUGCCAAAUAAGUUUAAUUGAU
Molecule: messenger RNA, 3568 nt
Organism: Abrus precatorius (Indian licorice)
Lineage: Eukaryota; Viridiplantae; Streptophyta; Magnoliopsida; Fabales; Fabaceae
Product: probable transcriptional regulator SLK2
Exons: 11
Coding region: 668-3280 (870 amino acids)
Biological process (GO): negative regulation of transcription by RNA polymerase II; positive regulation of transcription by RNA polymerase II
Cellular component (GO): transcription regulator complex; nucleus
Source: RefSeq, a predicted model, not a curated record